This is a messenger RNA of Aspergillus versicolor CBS 583.65, 453 nucleotides long. Its product is annotated as S26 family signal peptidase. Lineage: Eukaryota; Fungi; Ascomycota; Eurotiomycetes; Eurotiales; Aspergillaceae. The transcript is spliced from 2 exons. The record is from RefSeq and is a predicted model, not a curated record. Gene Ontology annotation, molecular function: serine-type endopeptidase activity. The coding region runs from base 1 to 453 and encodes 150 amino acids. Gene Ontology annotation, cellular component: membrane; signal peptidase complex.
AUGAAGGCGUUACUGCAGAUAUUCCCUAUCCUCUGGGCCGUCUCCUCGGUCUUCAUGGCCUGGGAAGCACUAUGCAUCCUCACUGGCUCCAAAUACCCCAUCCUGGUCGUAACAUCCGGGUCCAUGGAGCCUGCCUUCCAGCGAGGCGAUCUCAUAUUCCUCUCGAACAGGCAGCAGAGUGUCCAGCCUGGCGAUAUCCCUGUGAUCUGGAUCCCAGGGAAGCCGCUGCCUAUGGUCCAUCGGGCAAUUACCGUUGAUUAUCAAAUUGUGGAUGGGGGACUCAAACAAACGAUUCUGACAAAAGGCGAUAAUAAUGCCAUUGACGACAGAUACAUGUACGUCCCAGGACGCCCGUUUGCCCUGCGCGAAGAGGUAGUCGGGUUGGUGAAGGGGUAUGUCCCGAAAUUGGGGUGGGCAAGUGUGGCUCUGCAAGGGGGAUUAUCGGGGAAAUAG